CAAUCACCAAAGAGGACACUAUACACGAGAGUGACCAGGAGUCGGAACACGAGGGUCUGGUAAAUGGUGUGUCCCCAGACGGUGUGCGAGGCUACCCCGGGGCCAACCUCACGCUCCAGCGCUGUUCCUACAAGGACGACUAUGAUGGUCCUAAUGGGAUCAACCCUGCCAAUAGACACACGGGUGGUUAUCACACCCUCGGCCGGCCUACUGUCGUCCACCGUCUAACAAGUAAGAACCAUGCACCGGUGAAGAGGCAUCACUCGGCUGGGGACAUGCUGGACGGAACAUUUGAUCUGGACUCGCCACCUGACAAUGAAAAACACGAACGACCCAAGUCUGAGGGUCAUACGUAUCUACGUCAGUUCUCUCCAAAACGAACUUCUAGUUAUGGUGGGAAUUCACCGUUUGGAAAAGCUGAUUCUUACCAAAAGUUGGAACAGCUUGGAGAAGGGAGCUAUGCAACUGUGUAUAAAGGAUUUAGCAGUUUAACGAAUCAGAUUGUUGCUCUAAAGGAAAUCCGAUUACAAGCGGAGGAGGGAGCUCCCUUUACUGCCAUCAGGGAAGCCUCACUUCUGAAGGGUCUAAAACAUGCUAACAUCGUCACGCUUCAUGACAUCAUACACACCAAGGAAACCUUAACUUUCGUGUUUGAAUAUGUUCAUACAGACCUCAGUCAGUACCUAGAGAAACACCCGGGCGGUCUCAAUGCUUUUAAUGUGAAGCUGCUGUUGUUCCAGCUACUCCGGGGCCUGGCAUACUGUCAUCAACGCAGAAUCCUUCACCGAGACUUAAAACCACAAAACUUGCUUAUUCACGAAACUGGUGAAUUAAAGCUGGCUGAUUUUGGCUUGGCACGGGCUAAGUCCAUCCCGAGUCAUACGUACUCCCACGAAGUGGUGACCUUGUGGUAUCGGCCUCCUGACGUCCUCCUCGGCUCUACCAACUACUCCACCUCACUGGAUAUGUGGGGUGUGGGCUGUAUAUUCACCGAGAUGAUAUCUGGAAUGGCGACCUUCCCAGGCAUGAAAGAUUCUGUGGAUCAGCUGGACAAAAUCUUCAGGGCCCUUGGAACACCAACCGACCGGGGCUGGGAAGGAGUCUCAAAGUACCCCAACUACAACCUCAGUAAGUAUUCAAUAUCAGUGUACCCCAACUAUAACCCCA
Messenger RNA from Mizuhopecten yessoensis (Yesso scallop), 1167 nucleotides. RefSeq names its product cyclin-dependent kinase 14-like. The annotation marks the transcript as partial. Gene Ontology annotation, molecular function: ATP binding; heme binding; cyclin binding. Gene Ontology annotation, biological process: protein phosphorylation. The record is from RefSeq and is a predicted model, not a curated record. Gene Ontology annotation, cellular component: cytosol; nucleus; cytoplasm. The transcript has 12 exons. Lineage: Eukaryota; Metazoa; Mollusca; Bivalvia; Pectinida; Pectinidae.